Molecule: messenger RNA, 2575 nt
Organism: Carassius gibelio (silver crucian carp)
Lineage: Eukaryota; Metazoa; Chordata; Actinopteri; Cypriniformes; Cyprinidae
Product: melanin-concentrating hormone receptor 2-like
Exons: 5
Coding region: 92-1147 (351 amino acids)
Biological process (GO): neuropeptide signaling pathway
Cellular component (GO): membrane; neuron projection
Molecular function (GO): neuropeptide binding; G protein-coupled receptor activity
Source: RefSeq, a predicted model, not a curated record
UGCUGAAACCUACCAGGAUUUUCCAUGGACAUACAACAACGUGUGAUGUUGCCGCAUUCAGCGCAUUCUCGUCGAUCAGAAUGAAACGCAAAUGAUGAGCGCCAUGGUGGAGUCGGAACCUGUUGUUUGGAACUUUACGCUCAAAUCAGACAACAGCACGUGCGCUAACGAGACAGUAGCAGGAUAUCCAGCAGAUGAGUAUUAUAAUAUUGUUCACGUCACAGAAACCAAAAUUCUUCCUGCAUUUAUUGGAUUUUUGUGCUCCACCGGGCUUGUUGGAAAUAUUCUUGUUUUGGUGACUAUUUUAAGGUCCGCAAAAAAGACAGUGCCAGAUGUGUACAUGGGGAACCUGGCUGUGGCCGACCUGGUCCACGUGACUGUCAUGCCAUUCCUGAUUCACCAGUGGGCACGUGGAGGACAGUGGGUGUUCGGCAGUACCCUUUGCACCAUUAUCACCUCUCUUGAUAACUGCAACCAGGUGGCAUGCGCUGCAGUCAUGACCGCUAUGAGUUUGGACAGAUACCUGGCCCUUGUUCAUCCAUUUCGUCUGUUGAGUCUCAGAACCAGAUCAAGGACUAUCCGUAUUAACCUGUUUGUGUGGGCGGCCUCCUUCAUCAUGGUUCUGCCGGCCUGGGUUCAUGCUAAAGUGAUCCGCUUCAGGGACGGUCUUGAGAGCUGUACCCUUAACCUGGUCUCUCCCAAAGAAUUGCUCUGGUAUACACUCUACCAGACUGUGACCUCCUUCUUCCUGCCAUUACCUCUGAUUCUCAUCUGCUAUAUACUGAUCCUUUGCUACUCCUGGAGAAUGUAUCGCAAGAACAAAAAGGCUCACAGGUAUAACACCAGCCUGCCUCGGGAACGUGUGGUCCGUCUCACUAAAAUGGUGCUGGUUCUGGUAGCGGUUUUCCUGGUCAGUGUUGGGCCAUACCACGUGUUGCAGCUAGUUAACUUAAGUGUACCACGCCCCUCAUUAGCAUACCACACCUGCUACUACCUGUCUGUGUGCUUAAGCUACGCCGCCAGCAGCAUAAACCCCUUCAUCUACAUUCUGCUGAGUGGACACUUCCGCCACAGGCUGGUCUGUCGGGAUGCACCCAGCAUGCCAAGUGUGGAACGGGAAAUCCAGGCCCCCCGCUCCAGUUUUUAAACUGAAUUCACACUGAAACACACAUUUACGCUGUAAAUGGAUGAAUCAAUCUUAGGCAAAGUACACUUGUUUUGGAGAAAGAUUCUUGUUUCUUGUUUUCAAUUCUUGUUGUUGGGAGUGAUUUUAUUCAGGAGGCAUGAGAUGUUUUACAUCUGCUUGAAUGCAUGUCUUGCACUUUUUGGAGUAGGCCUGUGUUGUAAAUGUUGUGCUGUUAUUUAUUGUUUAAUGUGUUUUUUGGCUCCCUCUACUGCUAAGUUUAUGUAAUUCACUCUACAUGCUAUCUAUCUAUCUAUCUAUCUAUCUAUCUAUCUAUCUAUCUAUCUAUCUAUCUAUCUAUCUAUCUAUCUAUCUAUCUAUCUCUGUAAUUAUGCCUAUAAACCUUCAAACAUUUCUCUAAGAUUUUAAACAAGGCUUUAUUUUGCCAACAUUCAAAGUUAGUUUUUUUUUCAAACUUCACUUUUCAACCUAAAAUUACAUUAAAAUGUAUCAAGUCUUAAAAUUUCUAUUUUCCUUAAUUUCACUUGAAUUGGAAUUAUGCCAUUCCAAUUGAGAAACUGAAACUAUAUUCUCAGUUGAAAAUGCAUGUUCGUUUCAAUUCUGAAUGACAAACAACCCUGCCUCCAAUUGAAAUUGAAUUAAUGUAUUUGAGGACAUUUGUCAGUUUCAGACCGCAUUAAUUUGUGGUCUGCAGUAUUCAUCAUCUGAGAAAAUAAAAUAUAAUAAUAAUUGUUAUGUGUAUAAUAAUAAGUUACGUGGUUGUCUAUUAUAGUAGUGUGUAUUCCGUUAGGUGUUUUGGUGUUUCUUUUCUCUUUGGAUGUCAUGAUGAAGUGGCUGGCAGCUCUAAAAAGUGGUCACCGAACAGACAGGCAAAUAUGCAGGGAUCUGUUUGCAGCCCAGCUCCCAGAGAGGAAUCAAUUCUCAGACCAGAGUCAGACAGGGACCAUGUCUGACCUAUAGCAUGCCUGGUGACAAUAGCUGGAAACUCACCCCAAUGCUUUUUCUCUGUCUCAGUUGUACCUUUUGUGGCCUAGUAAGCCAGCCAGAGGCAAAAUACCAACUGAUGUGUUCAAAUACUUGUCAAAAUUUGUGUUUCAGUGUCAACAUAGCUUGUUGAGGCCCUGCGUUUCAAUAAUACUACUCAAUACAAUAAUAUACAAACUGUUUUGUCAAUAAUUCCAGUGCAGCAGUAAAUAUUCUGUCUGGGCAGCAAAGUGGUUUUACAUUCUUCUGUUUCUACAGUAACUCUGUUAAAGCAUGUUAUGCUAAGUCUUCACCCUGUAUAUUCCCCAUUACGUAAAUUUUUAUUUAUUCAUUUUUUUCUUUCUCAAACUUUGAAUUGUCAUUCUGGUCUCGGAGCGAGGUGUUUGACUGCUGCUAAUCUGACAUUGUUUGACCUUGUUUGUAACUUGCUACACAUAACACUGACCU